UAUCGUGCUGUCAGUUUGACAGAUAUAGUUUGCGUAGUUUGAACGGUUUUAUUAACCUCUUCUGUUAGUUUUAUUUGCUUUUUUUUUAUAAUUUUUCAAUCAUCCUUGGAGAAGAUGCGUUCGCAACGUUACGUCCCAUCUCAUCAGUCCAAAUCGUGGACGGACGAUCUGCCUGUGUGCAAGCAGUCGGGUGUGGGAUUCUCCACUAAUCAGGUCUACAGGGAGGAUGGCAACAGGCAGGAGGAGCACUCCUUCGAGGACAGAAAUUUCCACACCAAAUUGGAUGCUGAGAAUCUGUUUCUGUAUGGUAUCUUCGAUGGCAAUGAAGGUCAGCGAGCCGUGGACUUUUGUGUGCAGAGGAUGCCAGUGGAAUUGCUCUUCGGCCAGCUGAAUCCUUCUAUGAGUGAUGAGGAAAUCAAAGACGCAUUGAGGCAAGCCUUUCUGUCGGUGGAGAAAUCUUAUAUGGAUUCAGUGCUUGAUUUGCUAGCACUAAGAGCGUCUUUUGAUAUUCCCGAGGUGGCGCCUUUUUUUAAAGAGUCACAAGAGAUGAUGGGUAUCAAUUCCGAGCUAUCUUCGGGGACUGCUGUUGCCAUAGCCUUGAUUUACAAUGGGAAAUUGUACGUGGCGAACGUGGGGAACUGCCGUGUUCUUCUGUGCUACACCGAUACUAAUUAUGUGUUGCGUGUUAAGCAAUUAACGGUGGAUCACGAUUUGAAGAAUGAGGACGAACUGUUGAGGCUCUCGCAAUUCGGAAUUAACGUUGAUAAAAUGAGAGAAAGUUGUGUUAUUGGAAAUCAGUCGGCUACCAGAUGUUUGGGCAAUUAUCUUAUUAAAGGAGAAUACAAAGAUAUGCAGGAUCUGGCUAUGGCCACACAUGAGCCGAUCAUUGCCGAGCCGGACAUCGUCGGAGGGAUUCCAAUAGAGGAAAGCCACAGGUUUCUGUUGCUCAUGUCCGCUGGAUUGUAUAAAUGCGUGGAAGAGACGAAGACUACGGAUCAAACUAAUCAAUAUAUUGCUCAGUGCGUCGUUGAACAGUUCAGAGUGCAAGGAACUCUAAAUGGCGUUGCUCAAUCGGUGGUGGAUAAAGUCGCUCGCCUCCACCACGACUCCUACGUAACGGAUUCGUUCACGAAUGAUGGCAUGAAACGGGAAGACAUCACGCUGAUCGUAAGGAAUUUUAACUAUCCAAUGCCGAACGCGAAAUCGCCCACCGUUCCAUCGAUCACCUUUAACCCAAUCGUUUCGAGCACGGUGCUCAGUGCCCAUUCGACACUGACGGACACCUAUACGACAGCCGGCUCUGCCCACAACGGCACUUCGAGCGUAUCCACAGCUAAAGCCCAGAAAGUUGCGACGCCCAACGAGCGAAUCAAGAGCUACGUAGAUUGCAACGAGUUCUACAAGUACGUGAAGCUGGCCAAAGCGAAAGGCACCCUGCCCGAUGGCCUCGAUCUCUAGGUGAUGAUGACCAGCGGUCAUUUUUAAACUGAAGAAAUUGUGAUACCGUUCUUUUAUUUUACUGUUGCGCUUAGCUAGUCAUAUUUAAUCCAAUUAUUUUGUUAAAAAAGAAAACACAUUGUUGUUAUUAUUUCAAUCCCAAUCAAUGUUUAAAGUAAUA
Molecule: messenger RNA, 1618 nt
Organism: Nicrophorus vespilloides
Lineage: Eukaryota; Metazoa; Arthropoda; Insecta; Coleoptera; Silphidae
Product: TGF-beta-activated kinase 1 and MAP3K7-binding protein 1-like
Exons: 4
Coding region: 115-1458 (447 amino acids)
Biological process (GO): protein dephosphorylation
Molecular function (GO): protein serine/threonine phosphatase activity
Source: RefSeq, a predicted model, not a curated record